Racocetra persica is the source of this 369-nucleotide messenger RNA. The record is from the annotation of a GenBank genome assembly. Lineage: Eukaryota; Fungi; Glomeromycota; Glomeromycetes; Diversisporales; Gigasporaceae.
GUAUGGAUUGAAGAUUUUGACAAAGAAAUAAAAAAAUCAAAUCAUAAUGUUUUACUCAUCCUAGAUGGUGCCUCUUCACAUGUUACUGACACUGGUAUUAUUGUAUCAUUUAAGACUCAUUAUCGUCGCAUGCAACUUCAACAUGCACUGGAUCUUGAUGAAGCUGGGAAACGCGAUAUAUAUAAAAUUGCCUGGAAUGAAAUAUCUGCUAAUAUGAUUAAAAAUUGCUGGUUUCAUAUGAAAAUUAUAUCUCUACGUAAUGAGGAUGGUGUACUAGUUGUCCUAUCUCCUCCACACCCUCUUAUCGAAGAUGUGGAAGAAAGCUUAUUUGUUGAUCCAGAUGAUGAAUUAGCCAUCAUGGAGCUCUAG